Messenger RNA from Misgurnus anguillicaudatus (oriental weatherfish), 5220 nucleotides. The record is from RefSeq and is a predicted model, not a curated record. NCBI's taxonomy places the organism in Eukaryota, Metazoa, Chordata, Actinopteri, Cypriniformes, Cobitidae.
UGUGAUUAUUUAUUUGCUCCAAACCUUAUCAUUCUAAAUUUCUUGGCUAAUACAAAAGAAGACAUUUUGAAGAAUCGUCAUGUGACUCUUUUCAAAUGACAAUCACUAAUUACCUAAUCAUUUAUCAUGGAAAAUCGUCCCCUUAUUCACCAUCCCACAUUUUCAAAUUGCUGUGUUGAUUUGUCAUUGUAUGGAAAAGAGCUACAUAUUUCAUUAAUGUCUCUUUUGGUGUUUCACAGAAAACAUAACAUCUUACAACUUUGCAAUAACAUGAGGAUCAGGAAGUAAUGAAAGAAUUUAUGAGAACAUUGAAGGGUUUUUAAUACCUUGUCCUUUAUUCAUGUUUAGCUCCUGUUAGGUUGGUGAAUGGCAUUAACUCGUGUUCUGGACGUGUGGAGGUUCUUCAUGGUGGUCAGUGGGGAACAGUGUGUAAAAAUUUCUGGAACACUACCGAUGCUGCAGUUGUGUGUAAAGAGCUCGGAUGUCCGACCGGUGGUGAAGUGAAAAGCUUUUCUUACUUUGGACCUGGUGGGGGAGCAUUAUGGAUGGAUAAUGUUCAAUGUACAGGGACUGAAUUGUCACUAACAGACUGCACAUUUCGUGGAUGGGGAAUACACAGCUGUGAUCAUUCAUUUGAUGUUGGAGUCAUCUGUCGAGAUAUUAGACUGGUAAAUGGACCUAAUCAGUGUUCUGGAAGAGUGGAGGUUUUAUAUAAUGAUCAGUGGGGAACCGUCUGUGAUGCUGGCUGGAAUUUAGCAGAUGCUGCAGUGGUGUGUAAUAGCAUGGGUUGUGGGUCUCCUGUAGCUAUAAAGACCGGGGCUUUCUUUGGGCAGGGUUCAGGAACCGUGUGGCUGGAUGGUGUGAGUUGUACUGGGAGUGAGACAACACUGAAAAAUUGUCCUUCAAAUGCAUUGGGAACAAGCACCUGUAGCCAUGGACGAGAUGCUGGAGUCGUCUGCAACCCUCCUGUUAGGUUGGUGAACGGCAAUAACUCAUGUUCUGGACGAGUGGAGGUUCUUAAUAAUGGUCAAUGGGGAACAGUGGCUUCAAAUGGGUGGGACCCUACUGAUGCUGCAGUGGUGUGUAAAGAGGUCGGAUGUCCAACCAGUGAGGUGAAAAGCUAUGUCUACUAUGGACCUGGUGCGGGACCAAUAUGGAUGUAUUUACUUGAUUGUACAGGAAGUGAAGUGUCACUAAAGGAGUGCAAAUAUCGUGGAUGGCCAUAUGAAUAUGAUCAUACAUAUGAUGUUGGAAUUAUCUGUCGAGAUAUUAGACUGGUAAAUGGAUCUAAUCAAUGUUCUGGACGAGUUGAGGUUUUAUAUAAUAAUCAAUGGGGAACCGUCUGUGAUGCUGGCUGGAAUUUAACAAAUGCUGCUGUGGUUUGCAAUAGCAUGGGUUGUGGGACUCCUGUAGCAGCAAAGACCGGAGCUUUCUUUGGGGAGGGUUCAGGACCCGUAUGGCUGGAUAGUGUGAAUUGUACUGGGAAUGAGCCAUCAGUGAAAAAUUGUUCAUCAAAGGCAUUAGGAAAAAGCAACUGUAGCCAUUCAAAAGAUGCUGGAGUCAUCUGUAACCGUGAGAUCCUUAAAAUACUUUUUUUUUGCUCUUAACUUUAUUAUUAUUGACGUGUUUGCUAACACAAAAGUAGACAUUUUAAAGAAUCUUUAUGUGACUCUUUUCCAGUGACACUGGUUUAUGACUUAUUAUAGGUUAUUUAUCAUGAAAAAUCUUGCCGUUAACUUAAGCCUAGAAAUCUCAUUUACCAUUCAAUAUAUUCAAACUUCACUGUUAUUUUAUCAUUGUAUGCAAAAGAGCUACAUAAAGUUUUCCUUUUAUGUCUCCUUUGGUAUUCCACAGAUAAAAUAAUGCGAAAAAUGUUUAAAACCACAUGAAGGCGAAUAAAUAAUAACAGGAUUUACUAGAAUAUUUUAGCAAUUUUUUUCAUAUUUAGCUCCUGUUAGGUUUGUGAACGGUGAUAACUCAUGUUCUGGACGAGUGGAGGUUCUUCAUAAUGGAACAUGGGGAACAGUGGCUUCAGAGUCUUGGGACCUUACUGAUGCUGCAGUCGUGUGUAAAGAGGCUGGAUGUCCGACCAGUGUUGAAAUAAAAAAAUAUGCCUACUUUGGACCUGGUGUAGGAACAAUAUGGAUGAAUUUAGUUUCUUGUACCGGGACUGAAUUGUCAAUAAAGGACUGCAGAAAUCGUGGAUGGACACAAUACAGCUCUACAUAUCAUCCAUAUGAUACGGGAGUCAUCUGUCGAGAUGUUAGACUGAUAAAUGGAUCUAAUCUGUGUUCUGGAAGAGUGGAGGUUGAAUAUAACUAUCAAUGGGGAACCGUCUGUGAUGCUGGCUGGGAUUUAACAGAUGCUGCAGUGGUGUGUAAGAGCAUGGAUUGUAGGACUCCUGUAGCAGCAAAGACCCGGGCUUACUUUGGCCAGGGUUCAGGAUCCGUGUGGCUGGAUAGUCUGAAAUGUUCUGGGAAUGAGUCAACAGUGACAAAUUGUUCAUCAAAGCAAAUAGGAACAAGCAAUUGUAGCCAUGGACAAGAUGCUGGAAUCAUCUGUAACCCUCCUGUUAGGUUCGUGAAUGGCAGUAACGCAUGUUCUGGACGAGUGGAGGUUUAUCAUAAUGGAAUAUGGGGAACAGUGUGUUCAGAUUCCUGGAGUAAUAACGAUGCUUUAGUGGUGUGUAGAGAGGCUGACUGUCCGACCAACGCUGAGGCAAAAAUAAAUGCCUACUUUGGAUCUGGUGUAGGAAGAAUAUGGAUGAAUAAUGUUCAGUGUUCAGGGAAUGAAUGGUCUUUAAAGGAUUGCUAUUUUCCUGGAUGGUCACCACAAAACUGUGCUCAUUCAUCUGAUGCUGGAGUCAUCUGUAGAGAUAUUAGACUGGUAAAUGGUCCUAAUCCGUGUUCUGGAAGAGUGGAGGUUGAAUAUAACCAUCAAUGGGGAACCGUCUGUGAUGCUGGCUGGAAUUUAGUAGAUGCUGCAGUGGUGUGUAAUAACAUGGGCUGUGGGACUCCUGUAGCAGCAAACACUGGAGCUUUUUUUGGGCAGGGUUCAGGACCCGUGUGGAUGGAAAAUGUGAAAUGUUCUGGGAAUGAGUCAACAUUAACAAGUUGUCCUUCAAAGGCAUUCGGAACAAGCACCUGUAGCCAUGGACAAGAUGCUGGAGUCAUCUGUACCAAUAUUCGACUUGUAAAUGGAGCUAAUCAGUGUUCUGGAAGAGUGGAGGUCUUAUAUAAUAAUCAGUGGGGAACCGUCUGUGAUGCUGGCUGGGAUUCAGCAGAUGCUACAGUGGUGUGUAAUAGCCUGGGUUGUAGGACACCUGUGGCAGCAAAGACUGGGGCUUUCUUUGGGCAGGGUUCAGGACCUGUGUGGCUGGAAGCUGUAGGUUGUUCUGGAAAUGAGCUAACUGUGAAAAAUUGUCCAUCAAAGGCAUUAGGAACAAGCACCUGCAACCAUGGACGAGAUGCUGGAGUCGUUUGUAACUAUAUUCGACUGGUUAAUGGAGCUAAUAUGUGUUCUGGAAGAGUGGAGUUUUUAAAUAACUAUCAAUGGGGAACCGUCUGUGAUGCUGGCUGGAAUUUAACAAAUGCUGAAGUGGUAUGUAAGAGCAUCGGUUGUGGGACUCCAAUUGCAGCACCAACCGGGGCUUUCUUUGGGCAGGGUUCAGGACCCGUGUGGCUGGAUGAUGUUUUAUGUGCUGCGAGUGAUUCAACAGGGAAAAAUUGUCCUUUAAAUGGAAUCGGAAAAAGCAGCUGUGGUCAUGGACAAGAUGCUGGAGUCGUCUGUCGAGAUAAAAAGCUGGUGAGUGGCACAGGUCCAUGUGAUGGGAGACUUCAGGUUCUUUAUAAUAAUCUCUGGGGUGGAGUGUGUCACACAUCCUGGGGUCCAGAAGAGGCUGCAGUUUUGUGUAUUGAGCUUGGCUGCGGUGAAGCUUCAGUGCCGCAGUCAUAUGUGGGUCCAUUUGUUGAGCCAAUAUGGAUGGAUAAUGUGAUAUGUACUGGAAAUGAGUUAACACUGCAGGGCUGUUCAUUUACUGGAUAUAAUAUUAACAGUUGUGUAGAUGGACUUUACGCAGGAGCUGUCUGCAUCAAAAUUGUGAGAAAAGGUGUGGUGAAGAUUACGGUUACAGCUAAGGCUGGCAUCAGUGUCAGUAACCUAAAUAUGAUGGCGAUGCUUAUGGACAAGAUAAGGAAAGUGGUUAAAAAUAAAGGAAAUUAUUUAGCAAACUGGAUGACACAGCCUGAUGGAAGGAUAUUUCACCACGCAACAAAUUAACAGGUCUUUUCUAAAUGCAAGACAGAAACCCCACAACUAGUUAUGAUAAUAUAUUAGUAUAUAUAAAUAUAUAAGAAACAGAAAUCACAGAUUAGAGAUAUACUAUCUCAGUUAUUAUAUGGAGAGCAAAUGGAAGCUUUUGCUUCUAUUGCAUUCUAGAUGUUUAUCCUGGGAAAAAGAACCCGAAAUCAGAACUGUCUCCAUUAGAGUUUCAAGACAAUUGGAAGAGAAACCACUGAACAAUAACAUUUUCUUUUAUUCCCAUUUGGCUAUCCAAAAGGUUAUUUUACUUAUAAACAGAUGCAAUUAUAGUUAUAUGUUGUAAGCUUAUUUUGUGCUCAUUUUUAUAACUAUGGUAAAAUGUUACAGAAUAUUUCCAUUUUUGACACGUACAUUUCUUACUAAAGCAUCUGAAGGAAGUAAACAUGCAUGUUUAUGAAAAAAUCAUUACAGCUUGUUUAAUCUUUAAAGUUAUUUGAUUUGUUAAAAAACUUGAUUAAAAACAUAUCAACUAGUUAUAACACUUAUAGUAAUGGACUUUAAUUUGAUCAAGUAGAUUUAAUGGGAAAAUCCUUCUGUUGAGAAUGUUGAACAUUAUUAAUGCAUGUUCUUAAACAACUUAUGGAAUCUCUUGCUCACACAUUUUUUUGCUUUGUGUGUACAAUAAUAUUGUGAGACUUGUCACGCUCUUAGAAGGGAUGUUAUUAUUAGACCAACACAUUUUGGGUUCAUUUUAACACACAAAAUGACACAUUAUGUGUUAAAUAGCAUAACACAAAAAUUUGAAGAAAAAAAGAACACAUCCUUUCUUAGAGUGUAUAUGCACUUAAGAUCAGACAAAGGAGAAAUGUAAAAUAAGACGUAGGCUAUAAACUAUGACUGAAUCAUAUGUAAUGUAAUGUAAUGUCAAUGAGUGGCAGGAUAAGCUUAUGAACUUGGGUA